Molecule: messenger RNA, 7096 nt
Organism: Malurus melanocephalus (red-backed fairy wren)
Lineage: Eukaryota; Metazoa; Chordata; Aves; Passeriformes; Maluridae
Gene: SMC6
Product: structural maintenance of chromosomes 6
Exons: 29
Coding region: 222-3482 (1086 amino acids)
Biological process (GO): double-strand break repair via homologous recombination
Cellular component (GO): site of double-strand break; nucleus; Smc5-Smc6 complex
Molecular function (GO): single-stranded DNA binding; ATP hydrolysis activity; damaged DNA binding
Source: RefSeq, a predicted model, not a curated record
CCGCCCGUUCCGGCCCGUCCUGCCCCGUCCGCCCCGCUGUGUCGCGAUCGGGAGCUGUCCCAGAGAAAGAUUUUAAUGGAACAGCAGAUUCAAUGAAUACUGGUCUUUUUUAUUUGGUGAUGGAUGCCAAGAGCUUGCAAGUGACUGUUUCCUGGUCUGAGUAAUUUGGGCAUGAAGGCAUGUUUUUUUAGUACACCAAGAGUAGUAUAGCAAAAGUACUCAUGGCUAAGAGAAAGGAAGAAAGUGUUUCAMAUUCUGGAUCCCAGAAAAGGCAGAGAAAAGAAUACACAGAUGUACAUACAUCAGAGGAGCCUGAUGAGGAAGAAGGUUCACAGUCACCUGAUGAUGAACUUGGGAUAAUUGAAAGUAUCCAGCUCAAGAACUUCAUGUGCCAUUCAAAUUUGGGGCCUUUUGAGUUUGGAUCAAAUCUCAAUUUCAUUGUUGGGACCAAUGGAAGUGGAAAAAGUUCUGUAUURACUGCACUAAUUGUUGGACUUGGUGGGAAAGCUACUGCUACUAACAGAGGUUCCUCAUUAAAAAUGUUUAUUCAAAAAGGAGAGACUUCUGCAGACAUUUCCAUAACAUUGCGAAACCAAGGUGGAGAAGCAUUUAAACCAGAAUUGUAUGGUACCUCUAUUACUGUGAAUCAACACAUUAAUCAGGAUGGAAGCAGAACUUGCAAACUGAAAAGCAAAUCUGGGACCAUAAUUUCGUCAAAGAAAGAGGAACUCAUAGGAAUACUGGAUCACUUUAAUAUACAGGUAGAUAAUCCUGUGUCUGUUUUAACCCAAGAGAUGAGUAAGCAGUUUUUACAGACUAAAAAUGAAGGUGACAAGUACAAGUUUUUUAUGAAGGCAACUCAGCUGGAACAAAUGAAAGAAGAUUAUUCAUUUAUUGGAAAAACUAAAAAACAUACCCUUGUUCAGAUAGAACAAGGGGAAUUGCAUCUUGAGGAACUUAGGAAGCUUUAUCUAGAAAAAAAGGAAGUUUUCAAAAGCAUUGCAUUUGUGAAUGACAUGAAAAACCAUCUCAAAGAUUUGAAACAUCAAAUGGCAUGGGCAGUGGUGAGUGAAAUGGAAAAAGAAAUAGAGCUGCUUAAAGAAGCCAUCAAAGCUGAAGAAGAAAAUACAGAAUUCCUUCAGAAGGUAGAAGAAUAUCAGGUAAAAGUGAACGAAGCAGAAAAAAAGUACAAAGCAAUACAAGACAAAUUAAUAACAGUAAGUGAAGAAGCACAAGCCCUGCAUCCCCAGUGUAUCACUUUGAAGGCUGAAGUGCAGGCGAAAAGAAAAGCAGUCAAUGAAAUUGAGAUUGUUUAUAAUCGUUCCAAAAUGGAGUUGAAACGUCUGCAAAAAGACAAUGAACAGCUAUGCAAACGAACUGAAGAACUGAAAAGCUGUUCUAAUCAGGUUUCAGAGCCUGAAAAACUGGAAAGACAAAGGAGAAUURCAUACUUAAGGGAACAGUUAAAGGCAUUCCAUGAUGAAGAAAUAAUGAUUGGUCAGCAGGUGGAUCAGUUUCAGCAGGCUAUAUCUAAGUGUAGGGAAGAACUUUCUAGAAUCAGGAGAGAAAACCGUGAUGUGGAACAAGCACUGGAUGCCAAACAGAAGCAGCUGAGAGACCUGAAAGAUAGUAAAACAAAUACUUUGAAAAGAUUUGGACCACAUAUACCAGCUUUUCUUGAAGCAAUUGAAAUAGCCUAUAAGCAAGGGCAGUUUAAAAAGAAACCUCUUGGACCUUUAGGUGCUUUGAUUCAUCCAAAAGAUCCUGAACUGAUCUUGGCUAUUGAAUCCUGUUUAAAAAGCCUACUUCAGGCAUUUUGCUGUGAUAAUCAUAGCGAUGAAAGAACUCUUGUGUUUCUGAUGUCAAAAUAUUUUGCACGUGGACAUAGACCUCAAAUAAUUGUAAACAAAUUUCAGAAUAAAGUUUAUGACACUAGUCAGAGAGCUGUUCAUCAUCCAGAAUUCCCRUCAGUUCUGACAGCAUUGGAAAUAGAUAAUCCAGUGGUUGCCAAUUGUUUGAUUGAUAUGAGGGGUAUAGAAACAAUUCUGCUGAUUAAAAGUAACCAUAAGGCUCGUGAAGUAAUGCAACGCAAUCGGCCCCCAAAAAAUUGUAGAGAAGCUUUCACUGCUGAAGGUGAUCAAGUAUUUGAAAGACGGUAUUACUCUUGCAGUUUUGUCAGACCCAAGUUCCUAAGUCAAGAUGUUGAAGCAGAAAUCAGUCACUUGGAUAAAGAAAUUGAAAACAAAAGGGCACAGUUGACAGCAUCUCAACAACGUUUAUAUUCCAUUGAAAAUGAGAUUAGGCAAAAUGAAGAUCAUCUCCAUGGUCAUCGACAACACCAAAAACAACURCAGAUAAAAGUAAGAACAGCAAAUGCAGAAAUCGCAGAUCUUGAAAACAUGGAAAAACAUCAGUCAGUGGACGCCCGAAUAUUAGAAGACGAAGCUGAAGAAAAUAAAGAUAGGAUGGAAUCUGUAAAACAAGAGAUGCGGCUACAAAGCAGACAGGUGGAAGAACUGAGAAGUAGUCUUCAAGCAGCUGAAAAAAAAUUAGAAGAAGUGAAAGAAAAAAUUCAUCGAGUAGAAGAAAUUGCUGCCCCGAUUAAGGCUGAAUUGAGCCAGGCUGAGCCAGAAGUGGAAAACAGUAAAUGCCGUUUGCAGCACUAUGAAGAGAAACAGAGAGAACACAUGGCGUGCAUAAAUAAGCAUAAAGGUUUACUAGCUGCCAAAGGAAAGGAAUUAGAGGAAGAAAUGGCAAAAGCGAGGCAAAUCUUCUCRGAGCGCAUCAAGGUCAGCAGAACUGUUAAAAGUCUUAAUGCAGAAAUGAAUCGCUUGAGAGAGAAAAUAGAUUCAGAAAGCAAUCUGCGUGGAAACAGAGAAGAAAUAAUACGGCAAUUUCAAUAUGCAAAGGAAAGAUAUGAGGAUGCAAGCAAUAAAGUGAAGAAUUUAAGGAGGUUUAUUGUGGUGCUGGARGAAGUAAUGGCAGAGAGGCUCAAAGUGUAUCGGCAGUUCUUAAGGAGCCUWUCUGUGCGAUGCAGACUCCACUUUGAGGAUUUGUUACGUCUUAGAGGUUGCUCUGGAAAUAUAAUUUUUGAUCACAAGACUGAGACACUUUCCAUAACAGUUCAGCCUCGAGAGGAAGAAAAAGCUUCCCGUAGUGAUCUGAGAUGCCUAUCAGGAGGUGAACGUUCCUUCUCCACAGUUUGUUUCAUUCUUUCUCUGUGGAACAUCUCUGAUUCUCCUUUCAGAUGCAUGGAUGAAUUUGAUGUCUACAUGGACAUGAUUAACAGAAGAAUUGCCAUUGAUAUGAUUUUGGAGAAGGCUUACUUUCAGCAGCAUCGACAGUUCAUUUUGUUCACCCCCCUGAGCAUGAGUUCUCUGCCUACGAGUCCCCAUAUUCGAAUCCUCCGUAUGCCUGACCCUCCGAGAGACCAAAGAAUAUUGAAUUCCCAAAAAAGGAAAGACAGAGAUGAAGAUCAAUAAGUAUCUCUGAACUUGAUAUUGUUGUCAGCUCUUCAAAAACAAUCACUUUUUAGAGUUCAGCUGUUUUUCUUUUUUGUUAUUUUGGGAGAUUUUUUAUUGUUGUUUGAUGUUAUGGGGCUACAAAAGCCAUUGAGACUACUCAGAGAACAAGAUUGCACUUCUUCACURAAUAGCAGUUCCUCAAUAAAACCUUAUUACUGUGUAAGUUUUAACUUGACUUUGUAGCCUAAUUUGUUUUCAAGUCACUGCAUUGGAUUAAACUUGUAGGUUUCUUUAAAAUAUGGAAGCUAGGUAAGACUUGAAGGAAAUACACGUCAUAGAAUCAAAGAAGCACAAGAAAUGCUGAGUUGGAAGAGACCCAUCAGCUGURUGAUGUUCCAGCUGAUUUCUGGCAACUUGAAGCCCCUCAUAAGGAGAAGGGCAGUUGAGGUGGAAGUGUCCCUUAGUUGCUCAAAGAAUCGUUCAUCAGUGUCACUGCCUGGCCAGGGGGUCUGUAGUGGGCUCCCAUGAUGACAUCUGCAUUGUGUGUUUGCCCCUUGAUUGUCACUAAGAGGGUCUCAACUGUGCCAUGGCCAGCCCCUCCCACUUCUGCCCAUCCCUCCAAAAUAACCUGUAACCAUGCAACAGGGAACUCCAAUCACAGGGUUUCUCCCACCCAGUGUCACACCAGUGAUACCAAAUCUCUGGGCUAAAGGCUUGAGAUGGCCUUGUUUGUUCCUCAUGCUGUGUGCAUUAGUGUAGAAACAUUUCAGGUGUGGUGCUUUGCAGCCAAAAAACCUGAAGGAGAUUGAGGAAUCCCAUUAGUGCUCAUUUUCUCAAAUUAUGAUUCACCAUCCCAUCGGUCACCACUGUCAGGCCUGGUUUCGUCCCAUUCUCCCUUCCAAGCUGGUUUAAAGUUUUGUCAGUGAGCCCCCUGGCUCCUGUGUUGAGCUUUUUCCUCUCUGACCUAGAAGUGUCUUGUCAGGUGUCAAUAGAGCAGGUGUUGAAUAGAUCAUCCCCUGGUAAAAAAAAAACAACUUUUUUUGCUUAAACCAGCCUUGGACCCACACUAGAUGUACCACCUGGUGGAUCUGCCUAUUCCUGUCCAUAUAUUCAUUGUUACCAGGAUUGUGGAAAUCAUUAUGUGUGCUUCUUAUCCUUCSACCUUCAACUCAAGGCCCUGAAGUCUCCUUUGCCCUCAGAAUUCUCUUUGUUUUUUCAUCACUGCCGGCUUGAACAAUGAAUAGUGGAUAAUAAUCAGAGUGCCUUACUAUCCUAGAGAGUUUUUCAGUAAUGUCUCUUACCUGUGCCCCUGGGAGCCAGCAGAGUUAGUUCUGGUCUGCAUAACAGGCCCUCUUUUGUCUCCCUCCCCACAGAAGGGAGGAUUUUGUUACAGCCAUCCUGCUUUUCCUGUUAACAGAGGAGGUCUUCAUGCAGGAUGCAGGAGGUGUUGCUUUAGGAGGCCUCUCUGGCCCAGAAGGAACCUUUGCCUCCUCAUGAGUUGUCUGACCUUGUUCCAGAUGCCCCUAUCUGUUGUAGAAGGUUCCAGUCCUACAUGAUUCAGAAAGUGGAACCUCCUGCUUUGUGGAGGAGGCUCCAGCCUUCAUUGUGAACAGACCUUUGACUAAAAAUCCCUUGGCUGAUUACCCUGCAGGGUUCUGAUUCCACCUGCUUCUCCACUACAGUGGAGGUUUGAGACUUCUGAGAGUCCUGACACUGUGGCAUCUCUGUAAUUAAUGUGUUCAUCUCCUGGUUGUUCACUCACUGUGUAGCCUGCUCACUUCCUCCUGUGGCCCCUUCACCUGGUGAUGCCUUAUCCAUCAGGCUAAUCUGAAAUAGAGGCCAGACAAAAUUAAGAGAAUGAGAAUAGACAACUUCAAUACAGGUCUAACAGGCCCCCUGGUACAUUGGAGUAGACAAAAGCCUCCUCCUGAGGCUACAGCUGAAAUGGACCCUGAGUCACGAGAUCUUCACCUUUUGUAAGUUCUGUCUUAUUAACAUAUUGGGUCUUAAUUCUCCAAUGAUCUUUGCAGGUGAUGAUGUCAAUCACCCCAAACUUGCUCCCCCCCAACUCGCUGUUGUUUCCAUAUUUUGGGGCUCUGAGGCAGUGAGGUGUCCUUGGAUUCAGGCUCAGAGAGGAAUUGUUUUGUUGAUUGUGGUGCAAGAGACAGCAGACAUUGAUUGAAGUGGGGAGGCUUUGGCUGAGGAAACCAGGAGGAGAGAUUGUUAUGAUGAAGAUAAAGAGGCAUUUGAGUGUGUUAUGCAAACAGGCUGUAAAAUCUCUCCCUGGAGGUUUUUGGAGUGUACUGAAUAGACUCCUCCAUCUCCUUCAAGCAGGGAGCUGGGCAAGAGAUCUGUGAAGGACCUUACCAGUCUGAACAAUUCUGUAAUUCCAUAAUUAAAGGUACUUAACACUUUUAGGAUUACGUGAAGAUACUGGGGGUCACUUUGCUAAGUGCAUACUUGGCAAACUUGUCUGGAGCCAGCAGCUCGAGGGAGGUGAUUCCAGCACUCUGCUGUGGUGAGAUCCCACCUGGAGUUGUGCAGCCAGGCCUGGGGUCCUCAGGUAGGAAGAGCAUGGACCUGUUGGAGUAGGUUCAGAGGAGGCCACAGAAAUGCUCAGAGGGCUGGAGCACCUCUGCUGUGGAGACAAACUCUGAGUUGGGUGUCUUGAGCCUGGAGAAGGCUCCAGAAAGACCUCAUAGCAUCUUCCAGUAAUUAAAGGGGCUACAAGAGAGCUGGAGAGGGACUUGUACAAGGGCAUGGGGUGACAGGACAAGGGAGAGCAGCUUUGAACUGACAGUAGAUAUCAGGAGUAAAUUCUUUAUUGCGAGGGUGGUGAGGCCCUGGAAUAGGUUGUCAAAAGAAGUUGUGGACACCUAUCUCUGGAAAUGUUCAAGAUCAGGUUGGCUGGGGCCCUGGGCAACCUGUUUUAGUGGAAGGUGGUCCUGCAGGGGUGGAACUGGAUCAUCUUUAAGGUCCCUUCCAACUCAAACCAUUCUUUGAUUCUAGGACAUGAUCAUAAGCCACGUUUGGCUUGUCUCAAUUUUAUGAUGGGAUUGGAUUAUGUUUCCAACCCUUUUACAGUGUGAGAUGAUAGAAUGGCAUUGCAUUGUUUCUUCCUGAUUUUCUUCACCAUCCCCCCCAAAAAAAAAAAAAAAGAAAAAAGGCAAGAGUGCAGAGGCAGGAAAGAGUAAAGCAUUUAUCUUCAUUAGUACUUCUAUAAUGAGUUGUGUGGAGAAAAUAGCUUAAGGAAAAUUAGUGCAUUCCUACUGAGCUAACACUUCAGCUUUCUCCUAGGAUUUUUAUAGACUUGAAAUAUUGGAGGAGGUGGCAACAAUUCUGGUCUUUGUUUCAAACCAGUACAUUGUAUUUAUUCUAAUCUACCUCUGUACUUGAUGAAGAUGUGUUGCUGAAUGUGUAAUUAUUAUAAGCAUAUUUUCAUGGUGGAGGAUUAAUUCCGAAUAAACGAUUAUUGAAGCCCUUGCAUGGAUGCACUUAUUUUUGCAGCAAUCCUACUAAGGUUUCAAAACUACCAUAUUCUUGAUAUUUUAGUAGAGAAUUUACUGUACUGGCUACCUAGACAGAAGAUUGCAGUGCUGCUGUUGCAUUUCUGAGUUUGAAUGUGUUUGAGU